GGGGCAGGAGGACCCAGAGCCCACACAGAUUAAAGAGGAACAGGAGGAACUCAGGACCAGUCAGGAGGAAGAGCAGUUUCAAGUGCUAUUUGAUACCAAAGACUCCAUAUUCACUCCUUCCUGUGUGAAAAGUGAAUGUGAUCAGGAGGACCCACUUCAGUCCUGGACUCUUCCCCAAACCCAGACUGUGGAGAACAGAGAGAGUGACUCUAAACCAGUGGAUCUGAAACCUUUUGGCAUUGUGACCCACCUAAAGGAUCUGGACAUUCCCUGCGACCCUAAUCAAAACAAUGCCUCCAACCACAGCUCAGCCGUAAGCAGCGACCCAGUAGGACUUGACAGCAGUCCACUAUUGGAUCCCAACCCACCAUUGGAGAAAAACUGUUUCAAACCAAGCACCACAUCUAGAAAAACGUACCACUGUGGUGACUGUGGUGAAACGUUUGCUCUGAAAGCUGACCUGCAGAGGCAUGUGACUCUCCCCAAGAAGAGACCCAGUGAAUGCUGCUUCUGCAAAAAACACUACAACUCCACCUGUAAACUGAAGUCCCAUGUCAGGCUCUGUCACCUUGGGAAGCCCUUCACCUGCCCUGCUUGUGGCAAGACCUUCAAAUACAAAGGCCAUAUGUCCAGGCACAUGAGGAUUCACAAAGGAGAUAAAGUAUUUAGCUGUGGUGACUCUGGGAAAAGCUUCAGUCAGAAGGGGAACCUAACCGAACAUGUACUGACUCACACAGGAGAGAAACCGUUUAGCUGUGGUGACUGUGGGAAAAGCUUCAAUCGGAAGGGGAACCUAACCGAACAUGUACUGAUCCACAAAGGAGAGAAACCAUUUAGCUGUGGUGACUGUGGGAAAAGCUUCAAUCGGAAGGGGAACCUAACCGAACAUGUACUGACUCACAAAGGAGAGAAACUAUUUAGCUGUGGUGACUGUGGGAAAAGCUUCAGUCAGAAGGGACACCUUACCGUGCAUAAACUGACUCAUACAGGUGAGAAACCUUUUAGCUGUGGUGACUGUGGGAAAAGCUUUAGUCAGAAGGGGAACCUAAGCAUUCAUAAACUGACUCACACAGGAGAGAAACCUUUUAGCUGUGGUGACUGCGGAAAAAGCUUUGGGCUCAAGCGGCACCUAACCAUGCAUAAACUGACUCACACAGGAGAGAAACCAUUUAGCUGUGGCGACUGCGGGAAAAGAUUCAAUCGCAAGGAGGUCUUAACUAUGCAUAUAAGGACUCACACAGGAGAGAAACCAUUUAUCUGUGGUGACUGUGGGAAAAGCUUCAGGCAUAAGGGGUCCCUCAAGUUACAUAUAUUGUCUCACACAGGAGAGAUACUUUUUAACUGUGGUGACUGUGGGAAAAGCUUCAAUAAGAGGGGGAACCUAAACAUGCAUUUACGGACUCACACAGGAGAGAAACCUUUUAGCUGUGGUGACUGUGGGAAAAGCUUCAAUCAGAGGGGGAACCUAACCACGCAUACACGGACUCACAACAGAGAUUAUUCUUUUCGCUGUGGUGACUGUGGGGAAAGCUUCACUGAGAAGGGGCACCUAACUGAACAUAUACGGACUCACACAGGAGAGAAACGAUAUAGGUGUGGUGAUUGUGGGAAAAGCUUCAAUCAGAAGGCUGACCUAAGGAGGCAUAUACUGACUCACACAGGAGAGAAACCACAUGGCUGCUCAGUCUGUGGUAAAAGAUUCACUCAUAAAUCUCAUCUGAUGAGGCAUGUGGAUAAAGUCCACAAAGGACAGAAACUGAAAGAGGAAAGAACAUUAGGACAAAGAGAUUGUCUGUCAGGUAAGUGAAUAUAAAGGCAGGAUGUGGACAAAUCUCUUAGGAAGCAACAGCGAUAUGGCCCUCAUCAAAUAUGCAGACGACAUGGCUCUGGUUGCUUGCCUGGAGGACAAGUCCAUCUCAAGCUACUCCCAGUUCAUUGACUGCCUCAACGUGGUUUGACAAUAGCUUCCUUGACCUUAACGUCACCAAGACUAAAGAACUGUGCUUUGGAGGAAAGAAAGCUGGGGAAAACGGAAGCCCUUCUCUCGAGCAUGUCACCAUGGAAGGACAGGACGUGGAGCAAGUCACACAUUUUAAAUACUUGGACAAUUUUAGACCACAAACUUAGCUUCCAGUAGAACACUGACCUCAUCUACAAAAAGGCAGUUUCUUUCCCUACUUAAGAAACUAUGAUGUUUUAAUGCAAGCAGACACACACUGAUCAUGGUAUACAAAUCCCUGAUCGAGUGUUCUCAAUUACAACAUCCCCUUCUGGUACCUUUUCAGUGAUGUUUAAUUUUUUAUUUGUUUCAUUUUGACAUUUCAUUCUGACAUAUAAAUGUUUAAUGUGUUUCAUUCUGACAUUUCAUUCUGACAUGUAAAUGUUUCAUGUGUUUCAGUCUGACAUUUCAUUCUGACAUGUAAAUGUUUCAUGUGUUUCAGUCUGACAUUUCAUUCUGACAUGUAAAUGUUUCAUGUGUUUCUGUAUGUUUUUUGUCUGUUUUUAUCCUUUUAAUGUAACUCAGAGCGCCAACGACACAUUUUCAUUCUGUUAAAACUUAAUGGACAAAGUUUGUAUUUUCUGCUCAUCUUAAAGCGAUCUUAAACUCUG
Molecule: messenger RNA, 2610 nt
Organism: Coregonus clupeaformis (lake whitefish)
Lineage: Eukaryota; Metazoa; Chordata; Actinopteri; Salmoniformes; Salmonidae
Product: zinc finger protein OZF-like
Exons: 1
Coding region: 626-1807 (393 amino acids)
Source: RefSeq, a predicted model, not a curated record